Molecule: messenger RNA, 888 nt
Organism: Torulaspora globosa
Lineage: Eukaryota; Fungi; Ascomycota; Saccharomycetes; Saccharomycetales; Saccharomycetaceae
Gene: SEC28
Product: coatomer subunit epsilon
Exons: 1
Coding region: 1-888 (295 amino acids)
Biological process (GO): retrograde vesicle-mediated transport, Golgi to endoplasmic reticulum; intra-Golgi vesicle-mediated transport; endoplasmic reticulum to Golgi vesicle-mediated transport
Cellular component (GO): COPI vesicle coat
Molecular function (GO): protein binding; structural molecule activity
Source: RefSeq, a predicted model, not a curated record
AUGAAUUACUUCACCAUCAAGCAAUGCUACUAUACCGGGGACUAUCCGCAGACUUUGCAGGAGAUCGCCAAGCUCAAUAAGGUCACUGAUGACACGUUGACUUUCUACAAGCACAGUGCAAGUCUGGCACUGGGAAGAUUUGAGACGGUGGAGGGGUCUGGCAAGCUUGACCGGGCUUUCAAGGGCUACUACGAGUUUUUGCAGUCGAAGGAUAUUUCGCAAUUGAAGCAGCUAGUUUCCAGGGACAACGGCUCGCCAUUUGAGCUGUUCCUACUGGCCCUGGCAGAGUCGGUGCUGGGCAAUUUUGAAGAAGGUCUGCAGACCUGCGUUGCAGGCAUUGACAACGACGAGCCGGUGGGAACCCCGGAACUGCUGCUGCUUGCGGUACAGAUCGCUCUUCUCAUGGCACGUCCGUCGACUGCGUCCACCAUGCUGGGAAACUAUGCAAGUGCCAACGAGGAGCUGCUGUCCAGCGAAGAUGAACUGAUCGUGAAUCUGGCAGAAUCGUACAUCAAGUACGCCGCCAACCAGGAGACCACCAGGUCCAACUUCUACUAUUUCGAAGAGCUGUCCCAGAGCGUUCCGACCUGGAAGACCCAGCUCGCUCUGCUCAACUCACACCUGCAACAGGGCAACCUCCCAGAGGCCAGCGCCGUCGUCGAGCUACUGGAGAGCGAGCAUUACGCCGAGGGACAGAAGGAAGUCGCCAGACUGUACAGACCGCACUUCCUUGCCAGCAAGAUUUCUUUGUCGAUCGCUCUCAACCACGGUGACGCUGACGAGCUCAGAGAAGAGCUGGCACAGCUGGCACCAGACAGCGCCUUCAGCAGCUCGCACAGGGACCUACAGGCCAAGUUCGACGAGCUGGUGGCCAAAUACAGCUCAUAG